This is a messenger RNA of Zootermopsis nevadensis, 3432 nucleotides long. It is a transcript of the gene Hacl, whose product is annotated as 2-hydroxyacyl-CoA lyase. Gene Ontology annotation, cellular component: peroxisome. Lineage: Eukaryota; Metazoa; Arthropoda; Insecta; Blattodea; Termopsidae. The record is from RefSeq and is a predicted model, not a curated record. Gene Ontology annotation, biological process: fatty acid alpha-oxidation. Gene Ontology annotation, molecular function: magnesium ion binding; catalytic activity; thiamine pyrophosphate binding.
UUCAUGAAUCAAUGUGCAACCCAUAACCUCGAAACUUGUACUGAUUUACGUAACAGAUACCACUAUACAAGAACUGGGUGUAGUUGCAGUUCUGUGAUCAUACAGUUUUGUUAAUAACAGUGAAAGUACACUUGUAAUAUGUCUGCAGAGGAUGAAGUUAAUGGAAAUAAAAUUUUGGCUGAAUCACUUCUUGCACAGGGUGUGAAAUAUGUGUUUGGUAUCGUGGGUAUCCCUGUGAUAGAGCUGAGCUUGGCAAUGCAACAGGCUGGACUACACUUUGUGGGAAUGAGAAAUGAACAAGCAGCCUGCUAUGCUGCACAGACUAUUGGUUACCUCACUAAACGUCCUGGUGUAUGCCUUGUGGUGUCCGGUCCUGGACUUCUCCAUGCACUUGGAGGCAUGGCCAAUGCUCAGAUAAACUGUUGGCCUCUUCUUGUGAUUGGUGGUUCAUGUGCACAAGAUCAUGAAGGCAUAGGAGGCUUCCAAGAAUGUUCUCAAGUGGAUCUCGCCAGACCAUAUUGUAAAUACAGUGCUCGACCUCCAGGGCCAACACUCAUCCCUACACAUGUUGAAAAGGCUGUUCGACUGUCGAUAUAUGGAAGGCCAGGUGUGUCAUACUUAGAUUUCCCAGGAAAUCUGUUGGCUCAACAAGUGGCUAGUAGCAAAGUAGUCUACACUGCCAUCUGUCCUGAUCCACCACUAGCAUGGCCAGAUCCUGCACUGGUCAGGCAAGCUGCCAACCUCAUAAUGACUGCCAAAAGACCUCUUGUGAUUGUUGGAAAAGGAGCAGCAUAUGCAGGAGCAGAGGGUGUAGUGCGUGAUUUAGUGCGAACAUUUAACCUUCCAUUUUUGCCAACACCUAUGGGGAAAGGAGUUGUGGAUGAUAAUGACAUAUACUGUGUCUCAGCUGCACGUACCACAGCACUACAACAUGCAGAUACAAUCCUCCUGUUAGGUGCUCGCCUUAAUUGGAUUUUGCAUUUUGGACGACCACCCAGAUUUGACCCAAAUGUCAAAAUUAUUCAGGUGGACAUUUGUGCUGAAGAGUUACACAACAGCAUUCCAGCCAAAGUGGCAAUCCACGCUGACAUAGGCAUCUUUACUCGUCAACUCGUACUACGGCUAGCUUCACAAGCAUGGGGUUUCCUUUCUGUAAGUGCAUGGUGGGGCCAGCUUAAUUCAAAGAUUGACAAAAACAAAGCCAACAUCAUGAAAAUGAUACAAGAUACAAGAAAACCACUCAAUUAUUACACCACACUCCAUUAUAUUCAGGAAACCAUACCAAAAGACUGUAUUAUAGUUAGUGAAGGAGCUAACACAAUGGACAUCGGACGCUCAAUAUUACUCAACAGGCUGCCAAAACACAGACUUGAUGCUGGAACAUUUGGCACUAUGGGUGUUGGGCCAGGUUUUGCAAUUGCUGCUGCACUAUGGUGUCAAGUUUAUGCACCCGGCAAGAGAGUGAUAUGUGUAGAGGGUGAUUCAGCCUUUGGAUUUUCAGGCAUGGAGGUAGAAACUAUGUUCAGGUACAAACUGCCUAUAAUAAUCAUUAUUGUCAACAACAAUGGAAUCUACGGUGGCUGUGAUGAAGAAACAUUCCAAAGCAUCCGAGAGGAAGGAGAAGUAACUAAAGUGACACCACCAACAUCACUGUCAACAAAUGUCCACUAUGAGCGCAUGAUGGACAUGUUCAACAUCAAGGGGCACUUUUGUAUAGACAUUCCUCAACUGCAAGAUGCACUUGAGCAAAGUCUGCAGGUGAAAGAUGCACCUACUAUCAUCAAUGUGAUGAUCAACCCAUCAGCUGAUCGCAUGCCACAGGACUUCGCUUGGCUCACCGAGUCCAAACUCUGAAAAUCAACUAUAAUCACAAAUAAUUCAGUAUAAUUUUUUAUUGAGUAAAAGAAUUAUAAACCACACAUAAGGAAUAAUUACUAAAGGAUAAAUAAAGAACAUUCUCUCAAGUACAAAAAAUAUAAAGAAAUUAAACAUGUAAUAUGGGGCCAAAAAACUGUAUUUAGUAGGAAGGAAUGGCAAAAUACUUCAUCAAGAUAUCAGUGGUGUAAAACAUUUCAAAAUGAAGUGUGUAUAAAAGAAUUUGAAAGCUUCUGUGGGUAAGAAAAUAUAGACUCAUACUGAAAUUCCUUCAGGUAAGUGGAUAAAUAUGGAGAAAUAUAUUUGCAGUUCAAUGAAUUUUUUCUCAAGAACCAGAUGCUUAUUGGAAUGCACCAUGUCCACCCCUAAUUUUAACUCUCUCACAUAAUUAACAUUUUUCAAUGCAUUUUCAGUUUCUGCACAAAUUUUCCAUGUUUAUUCUAAAAUGCUCAGUAACAUAAAAUAUUCCUCUCCUUAAGUAUUUUCUUCGUGAGUUUACAUGUUCAUUAAUUAUCAAAUAAAAGAAAUGCAAGUUACAAGUGAGUAAAUAUGAUCCAUAAAAUAGAUGUACAUUUAUGAAGGUGAAACAUUAAUAUUACUCUUUGUUUUUAUAUAUGACCGGUCUGUAUUUUCAUGUUCAUGAUAAAUGUAUGUAAAUUAAAUAAUAACAUUUUAAUUUUGGAGUAAUGACUUAUGUAAAAAAAUACACCCUAAUCAUCAAAACUUAAAUUAGAUACUAAAUGCAAGAAGAAAUCAAUCUGAUGACACUACCUGAAAGUCAUAUGUAGGUCUACAUUCCUUUGUUUAAAGACCAGGCAUGGAAAAAACAAAAUAGUUGUACAGCAUUAAGUGUAAAGAAUUCCCACUUAUUUUGAAAAGCCUGUAAGAAAAUUAUUUAAUAGCUUGGCAAAGGUCUUAUCCUGUUAAAAAUUACUGAAAUCAUAACAGCAAUUAAUAAGAUUGGAAAGGUGUACUCUUUGAAGAACACUGAAAUUCUAAAGGUGUUCUUCGCGUCACAUCACAGGCUAUGACAUGAGCAAAGUAACUAAAGGAAUAAAAAAAUACAACAAUGAGAUCAAAUACAACAAUUGUAUCUGAGGUCACUGUUGAAAUGUAGUCACUUGACAGUAUAGGCCUUAGUUCACUUUUGCAAUUAUGUGCCUCAACAAUAACCUCAGUUCACACUGUUGCUCAAACAUGUGAGAGACAUGGAUGAGUCCAUAAAGCAUUCUUGGUUUAUUUAUUUAUUUACUAGUUCCAGAAAUCCAAUAGUGGAUAUAGAACACGUCACAAACUCAAGUAUAAAAGCAUAAAAUACAUACAUUAAAGAAUUACAUCUAGACAAGGAGCAUACUAAAUACAAAACAAUGUAACUUGUAUUUUUUAUUGUAAUAGUUAUCCAAUUAGGUACUCGUCCACAGUAUAAAACGAGUGAGUAAUUAAAAAAUGUCUCUGUCUAGUAUCAAUAGUAUGAGAGUCAAUGUUUGAUGGAAAAAGAGUUUUGUUUUGUAAUACAAACAAUGAUAAAGAAAAUAUAUAUUGUGAUGCCAACGGUAA